Molecule: messenger RNA, 906 nt
Organism: Pipistrellus nathusii (Nathusius's pipistrelle)
Lineage: Eukaryota; Metazoa; Chordata; Mammalia; Chiroptera; Vespertilionidae
Source: the annotation of a GenBank genome assembly
AUGGCUGCCAACAAUAGUUCCUGCAAACCCAUCCUGACGCCCCACCUCACCUGGCUGUACGGCGCGGUGCUCAUCGGCGGGCUGGUGGGCGUCAUCUCCAUCUUGUUCCUCCUCGUGAAGAUGAACACGCGCUCGGUGACCACCACGGCGGUCGUGAACCUGGUGGUGAUCCACAGCGUCUUCCUGCUCACCGUGCCUUUCCGCCUGGCCUACCUCAUCAGGCACCGGUGGCUCUUCGGCUUGCCCUUCUGCAAGUUCGUGAGCGCCAUGCUGCACAUCCACAUGUACCUCACGUUCCUGUUCUACCUGGUGAUCCUGGUCAUCAGGUACCUCAUCUUCUUCAAGCGCAAGGACAAGGUGGAGUUCUACAGGAAGCUGCAUGCGGUGGCCGCCAGCGUGGGCCUGUGGCUGCUGGUGAUUGUCAUCAUGGUGCCCCUGAUCGCUUCCCAGUACGGGAGCCUUGAAGUGUACGACAUGCACAACUGUUUUAACUUCCACAAAGAGCUCACCCGUACGUACGUGCGGGUCAUCAACUAUUUGAUAGUCACCGUUGUCAUCGCCAUCGCGCUGGUUCUCCUGGUCUUCCAGAUCUUCAUCAUCAUGACCAUGGGGCGGAGGCUGCGCCACUCCCUGCUGUCCCACCAGGAGUUCUGGGCCCAGUUGAAAAACCUGUUCUUCAUAGGGGUCAUCAUGAUCUGCUUCCUCCCCUACCAGCUCUUUAGGAUCUAUUACUUGUACACGGUGGCACGCUCCAAUGACUGUAACAACGAGAUUGCAUAUUAUAACGAGAUCUUCUUGAGUGUGACGGCGAUUAGCUGUUUUGACUUGCUGCUCUUUGUUCUUGGGGGAAGCCAUUGGCUUAAGCAGAAGACAAUUGACCUGUGGAAUUACCUCUUGUGCCAUUAA